Pyricularia pennisetigena is the source of this 1410-nucleotide messenger RNA. RefSeq lists its product as uncharacterized. The record is from RefSeq and is a predicted model, not a curated record. Lineage: Eukaryota; Fungi; Ascomycota; Sordariomycetes; Magnaporthales; Pyriculariaceae. Gene Ontology annotation, molecular function: protein binding. The transcript is spliced from 2 exons. The coding region runs from base 1 to 1410 and encodes 469 amino acids.
AUGGUGCGGCUGCUCUUCGAAUUUGCCGAGUCUGUCAUCAUGUCGUCCAGCCGGAUUUCAUCAGUCGUGCCUUUAUGCCUGCUGUUGGCCUUGUUCACCGGCUUCUGCCACUCGUCACGGCCAGAGGCUCACACACAGCAUGGUCCACGCGGCGUGUGCCCCUGGAUUCAGCCAGGCCAGAGUCUAUUUCAGCCCUGCUGCAGCGUCCAAUCUAAUGAGGAUGGAUUGGUCUUGGGGGGCAUGGAAGGCCUGGAAUGGGAGAGCUUGGCAAAGUACAGAACCGGUCCAGGGUCUGCGAGACCAGCAAACGCAAGCAAAACCAACUCUUGGGAUACACUUUGGAGAGGUCCGCAUGCAUGCGCCGGCGAGUUCUGCGUCUACUCGAACCCGGGUUUCGCCAACGGCCAUGGUAUGGUCUUUAUCGGAAAGGCCCGCAACGCCGAGAUCUUGGCCCGCGUUCUGAAAGCAAAUAGUGACCCCGCCAGCGACAACACGCCGGCGGACCGGACACUUUUUGUGCGGAAAGAGAUACCCGGCAAGGGAGUCGGGCUCGUCGCGCGCCGCCCGAUCAGCCGCGGCCAGCUCAUCAUGGCGCAGUGGCCCGCCCUCGUCACGGACAUCAAGACGUUUGACAUUUCCGACGACGACCAGACGCGCUUGUUUGACGCCGGCAUCGAGCAGUUGCCCAGCGAGACCGUGAUGGAGUUCCUCUCGCAGGCUUCGCAGACGGACUCGACGAAGCGAGGGGCCAAGAUCAGGGAUAUAGCAAACACAAACUCGUUCAAUCUGAAUAUAGCAGGUGUCCCGCAUGCGGGAACGUUCCUUGGCGUCUCUAGGCUUAACCAUGACUGCCGACCCAACCUGGCCUUCCACGUUACAAAGUCGUUCGUCCACAUCACCCACGCAACCCGGGACAUCGCAGCGGGCGAGGAGCUCACCAUCUCGUACAUCGACUCGUACAGCGCCCGCCAGGUCCGCCAGGAACGCCUCAAGCGCAACUGGGGGUUCACCUGCACCUGUCCCCACUGCAGCCUCUCCGAGGCCAUGGGCAAGCUGUCGGACAGCAGACUGUACGCCAUAUACCAGCUGGACAACAGUCUGCGCAAUCUGACAUGGCGCGAGGACGGUCCUGCGCUACCCAACUCGGUCGAGUUGAUGCUGAGCCUGAUCCGCCAGGAGAGACUGGACUUUUCGCUAGCCGAGGCCUACCGGCUCGCCGCCGAGACGUACGGCUCCCUUGGCUCGAGGGAGCUGGCGCUCAAGUAUGCUCACUUGGCGCUGGAGGCGGGGGUUGUGGAGCAAGGCGCUGCGUCACCCCUUGUGGUGGACAUGGAGGACUUUGUAAAGGACCCUUCGUCGCAUUGGAGCUGGCUGAAAAGGAUGGAUGGCUCAGGUGAUGAAGCGCACUGA